AUGAAGCUCUUGUAUCCACGUGGCAAAUACAUAUUUGCUACUUUACUUUCACAUGGAUCGCUAUCCGGAUAUUCAUCUCUUGUCCAAUCUCUAUCGUUAAUAAAAAAUCUUAAUCAACGGGCUAUAUUCUCAAUCACCACAAUACCAAAAAAUUUCACACACUUUUCGAAAUUCUCAACUUUCCCGCCUUCCAUCUCUCUUUAUAAAUUCUCCAUUACCCAUUUCUCAAAAUUCACCAUUGCAGCAAAACUCCAGAAUUACUCAAUAUAUUCAUUCUCUUUGUUCUCAUACAAUCAAAUGGCUCGUACUAAGCAAACUGCCCGCAAAUCCACUGGAGGAAAGGCUCCAAGGAAGCAGCUAGCCACCAAGGCUGCUAGAAAGUCUGCCCCGGCGACUGGAGGAGUGAAGAAACCUCACCGUUUCAGGCCAGGAACUGUGGCUCUUAGAGAAAUCAGGAAGUACCAGAAGUCUACUGAGUUGUUGAUCAGGAAGCUUCCAUUUCAGAGGCUUGUGAGGGAAAUCGCUCAGGAUUUCAAGACAGAUCUGAGGUUCCAGAGCAGUGCUGUUGCUGCUCUACAAGAGGCUGCUGAGGCUUAUCUCGUUGGUCUCUUUGAAGAUACCAAUCUCUGCGCAAUUCAUGCUAAGAGGGUCACCAUCAUGCCUAAGGAUAUUCAGCUUGCAAGGAGGAUCCGUGGAGAGAGGGCUUAAGAAGAAGAUAGUUAGUGGUGUUUAUGUCUAUUUGGUGUUUUUUUUUUCUUUUUGCUUAGAUCCGUUGUCGGAAGUUGGAAUGCCAGUGUUAGUAAUGUAAAUCGUAAAUCCGAUUUUAUUCUGAAGUAGGUGUAAACUGUUGGUUUACUGGUUUCUGGAUCUGAUUAAUGAAAUUUGCACUUUUCGUUCA
Molecule: messenger RNA, 898 nt
Organism: Capsicum annuum
Lineage: Eukaryota; Viridiplantae; Streptophyta; Magnoliopsida; Solanales; Solanaceae
Product: histone H3.2-like
Exons: 2
Coding region: 1-708 (235 amino acids)
Cellular component (GO): nucleosome
Molecular function (GO): DNA binding; protein heterodimerization activity; structural constituent of chromatin
Source: RefSeq, a predicted model, not a curated record